This is a messenger RNA of Spizellomyces punctatus DAOM BR117, 2691 nucleotides long. RefSeq names its product OPT family small oligopeptide transporter. Gene Ontology annotation, biological process: transmembrane transport. Gene Ontology annotation, molecular function: oligopeptide transmembrane transporter activity. The record is from RefSeq and is a predicted model, not a curated record. NCBI's taxonomy places the organism in Eukaryota, Fungi, Chytridiomycota, Chytridiomycetes, Spizellomycetales, Spizellomycetaceae. The transcript has 10 exons. Bases 326 to 2581 code for a protein of 751 amino acids.
GUCAAAGUGGUGGGGCCUUUUAAGCAAGGAGAACUGGCUCCGUUUUUUUUGCUUACUAUGUUUGCGCCAUAUCUCCUCGUCGAUUGCAAACAUUCUUGGGCCAAUAAUGAUGGUUAAACAAUCAAAAAAUAUCUUAAAAAAAAAUUGUGGAGGACAUGUUGCUUUUAGUUUGGACCUCCUGCUUAAAAGGAGCAGUUGUGCUAAUGCAUCCGCCAGAUCUGAGCUUUGAUUCCGGUCUUGACCGCCCAUCGUCUGUGUAGUUUUUCCCGUGGACAGCGCACAGGAUAAACCUGUACUUAUUCACUGGAUUUCCAAAUAACAAAAAAUGUCCACAAAUACGUUGGCGGAUACGGAAAUUGUGCGGGACGGGGAACUGACCAAAGAACUGCCACCUGACAAUCUGAACGAGAAACCUCAUAAACAUGAAAGUGUUUUCGAGGGUGUCGAGGAUUCACCGAUCGAGGAGGUACGAGCUGCGGUUCCUCCGACAGACAACCCGGAGCUUCCAACAAACACCUUUCGAGCAUGGUUUCUCGGCAUCUUCUUCACUGUUAUAUUAUCGUUCACCAACCAGUUCUUUUGGUUCCGAGACAAUCCACUAACAAUCAAAAUCCUUGUUGCCCAACUCAUCUCCUUCUUUUUCGGAAAAUUCAUGGCGAAAAUCCUACCCGCCGUCACCAUUCCCAUCCCAUUCACAUCCAAAGGAAUCAAUCUCAACCCAGGGCCUUUCAAUGUCAAAGAGCAUGUUUUGAUCACCGUUAUGGCGAAUACGGCAGCCACUAGUUUUGAUGCCAUUGACAUUAUUGUGAUUCAAAAGUUGUACUAUAAUGUGGAUUGGGGAUACUUGGGCGGGCUUCUUCUUGUACUGUCGUCGCAAACGAUUGGAUACGGCUUUGCUGGACUGUUGCAACGGUUCCUGGUUCGUCCGGCUACCAUGGUAUGGCCCGAAAACCUUGUCAACGCUAGCUUGUUCCACACCAUGCAUCGACAACGAGACGCAGAAAGCCGAGUGUCAAGCAGAGGACGAAGUCGAGGAAAUUACUUUCUCCUCGUCUUUAUGGUGUCCUUUAUCUAUUACUGGUUCCCGGGGUACAUUGCCCCUAUUUUGACCUCCAUUUCAUGGCUGUGCUGGGUAAAGAAGGACUCUAUUGUUGUUUCGCAGUUGGGAAGUGGGUUGAGCGGUUUAGGGUAUGGAGCAUUCACGCUGGAUUGGUCUACCAUGGGCGCAUGGAUGCCAUCGCCAUUGGCUGUACCGUGGUAUAUCAUCGCCAAUCUCUUUGCUGGAUUCCUCUUCUUCAUCUGGAUCCUGGUACCCGCUGUCUACUACACCGACGCCUUUGAGGCGAAAAAGUUUCCAAUGUACAAUACUCGCCAAUAUGACAUCUAUGGGUCAAAGUUCAACCUCUCGAGGGUUAUUGAGAACAAUGUAUUGAAUUCAACUGCCUAUGAGGAAUAUAGUCCGAUUCGGAUUACUGCGUUCUUUGCCAUUUGCUAUGGCCAAGGAUUGGCGGCUCUGGGUGCCAUCAUUGCUCACACAGCAUUGUAUCACGGACAGGAUAUAUACAAACGUCUUCGAUCUGCCAAACAGGCUGAUGACGACAUCCACGCUAAGCUAAUGGACCGAUACCCCGAAAUUCCCGGCUUUUGGUACCUCAUCAUCUUUGUCAUCGCAUUAAUUCUCUCUAUCGUUACGAUUACCGCAUACCCGAGCGACAUGCCUUGGUGGACGCUCUUUAUUGCGCUGAUCCUUGCCGGGGCAUGGAUGAUUCCAACGGGUAUUUUGACGGCCAUAACCGCGCAAGCACCGUCGAUUUCAAUGAUCACCGAAUGGGUGUUUGGGGUGAUCAGACCGGGGCAUCCGAUUGGCAACAUCAUGUUCAAGACUUACGGCUACAUUACCGUGAAGCAAGCGUUGCUGUUUUCCAAGGAUAUGAAGCUGGGGCAUUACAUGAAAAUUCCACCCCGAGACAUGUUCAACUUUCAGAUCGUAGGCACAGUCAUUGGGUGUCUCGUAUCUCUCUCCACCACCCACUACCUCUUGAAUAAUAUUGACAACAUCUGUACGGACGAAGCCUACCCAUGGACGUGCCCAAAUGCUGGGCUUUUCGGAGCAUCGAGUGUGGUAUGGGGUGUCGUCGGCCCAAACCGGUUCUUUGAGCCAGGAACAUUGUAUAAUCCAAUCGCGUGGUUUUUCUUGGCCGGGUUCUUGUUGCCGCUGCCGGUUUGGUUGGCAUACAAGCGGUGGCCAAACAGUUGGCUGAAAUAUGUCAAUGUCAGCGCAAUGAUGUUGGGUGCCGGACCCUACCCUCCCGCCCCGACCAAUGUCCUCCCAACAUGGACUGUUAUCGGCUUCAUAUUCAACUUUUACAUCAAGCGUCGACAUAACCGGUGGUGGGUAAAGUACAAUUAUAUCACCUCUGCUGCAUUGGAUGCAGGUGUAGCGGUCUGUGCAGUGGUCAUGUUCUUUGCGCUACAGAACAAUGAUGUCCACUUUCCGGCUUGGUGGGGGAAUGAUAAGGCGAGCAUUGACCAAUGUCCUUUGGCCAAAGUGAAUUCCACUGGUAUCAACGUAUAUGGAUGACCUUUACCAUAGUUUUACGUAGAUAUUUAGAUUUAGGUUGCUGUAGCUGGAAACCACUUGUACAAAAAAGAAGAAUAAACAAAAGAAUCCAAGGUAGAUGGAAAACCCCC